Lotus japonicus is the source of this 1430-nucleotide messenger RNA. Its product is annotated as NADPH-dependent oxidoreductase 2-alkenal reductase-like. Lineage: Eukaryota; Viridiplantae; Streptophyta; Magnoliopsida; Fabales; Fabaceae. The transcript is spliced from 5 exons. Bases 180 to 1211 code for a protein of 343 amino acids. Gene Ontology annotation, molecular function: 2-alkenal reductase [NAD(P)H] activity. The record is from RefSeq and is a predicted model, not a curated record.
AAAUCCCCCAAGAGAUAUGAAUAAAACGAGACUCGAAAUGAGAUGUAAAACAAAGUGAUGUGACAUGACAUAGACCAAAAAUAUUUAGAUAAUGCACCAUUAGUUGCUAGUUUGCAUUCCUCUCUAACCUGGUGAUCUCACUUCUACAACUUUCCUUUCAUUUAUGUUGUAAACUGAAGAUGGCGCAAGUGAGGAACAAGCAAGUGAUUCUGAAGGACUAUGUCUCUGGUUUUCCUAAGGAAUCCGACAUGGAAAUUGUCGAGAGCACCAUCACUCUGAAACUUCCAGAAGCUUCCAAUGAGGUGCUGCUCAAAAAUCUCUACUUGUCAUGUGAUCCAUACAUGCGAAUCCUCAUGGCCAAGCCAGAAGGCACUCCCAAUCCUCGUACCUACACCCCUGGCUCUCCAUUAGUAGGGUAUGGUGUGUCUAAAGUCCUGGAAUCUGGACACACAGAUUAUAAGGAAGGUGAUUUGGUGUGGGGGUUUACUAAAUGGGAAGAGUAUAGCUUGGUCUCUUCAGCUCAAAUACUUUUCAAAAUUGAGCAUACCGAUUUCCCUCUUUCGUAUUAUACUGGAAUUCUUGGUAUGCCAGGAGUGACGGCAUAUGCAGGUCUCUUUGAAGUGGGCUCUCCCAAGAAAGGAGAGAAUGUGUUUGUUUCAGCAGCCUCUGGUGCAGUUGGUCAACUUGUUGGCCAAUUUGCUAAACUUACAGGUUGUUAUGUUGUGGGAAGUGCUGGAACAAAAGAAAAGGUUGAUCUAUUGAAGAAUAAAUUUGGGUUUGAUGGAGGUUUUAACUACAAGGAAGAGCCUGACCUCGAUGCAGCUUUGAAAAGGCACUUUCCAGAAGGCAUUGACAUUUACUUUGAGAAUGUUGGGGGCAAGACACUCGAUGCUGUACUCCUGAAUAUGAGAGUCCACGGUCGCAUCCCUGUCUGUGGAAUGAUUUCACAAUAUAAUCUUGCUCAACAGGAAGGUGUACAAAAUUUGGCACACCUCAUAUAUAAGCGGAUUCGCAUGCAAGGGUUUAUGUUCAGUGAUUUCUAUCACCUAUAUCCCAAAUUCUUGGAGUUUGUCCUGCCUCAUAUCAGAGAGGAAAAAAUUGUGUAUGUGGAAGACAUAGCGGAGGGUCUUGAGAAUGGUCCUGCAGCUGUGGUUGGCCUUUUUAGUGGUCGCAAUGUUGGAAAACAAGUGCUUGUUGUUGCUCGUGAAUGAAAAUCUUUUCUGGCAUUAUUAUGGUAUCAGAUUUUGUUCUGAAUUCUUAUUGAAAAUUUAGCAGUCUUGAUAUCAUCUUUUGUGGUCAUCUUUCUGAACUGUAUGCUGAUGCACUCUGUUCCUGAUGGUUCUUUGAGUUAAGUCAAUAUAUUAUACUGAUUACUCAUGACUAAAAGAAGUUACUUCUUUUUUCUAAUGUAAAUACUUUGUUAUUUUACA